ACUUCCAAAUAACAAUAUCACGAAGUAGAAACUAACGAGAUGGCCGUACUCGCAGUUUAUUUUGAUUUUGUGCUCACGUAAACUAGCUUCAGUUGUCAAUAUUAAUAUAUACGUAUUUAUCAGUGAGUACAUGAGCAGGGUAAAAUGUCUAGCAGGGCUUUGCGGAGGCUGAAAGGCAAACAGCGAGCUCAGGAGGCGGUUGUCGUCGAGGAGCUAACUUUGGCAGAUAGCAACGAUGAGCUGGCUGAGAGCGAAGAGGAGCAGCUGGACACGAUCAAUAUCAGUCCAGCGUCACGCCGGAAUCGCAGUAAUCGAAAGUCACAGAAAAGCAAGGGUCGUAAAGAUAUCUGCGCCAUUUUUGAAAUGAUAAGUGAUACAGAAAAACUUUCCGCUGAUGAAGACUCAGAGAAAUUCAAUGGAAACAAGACAAGUGACAUGGGAAACAAUGACAGCAAAGUAAAUGGCGGUCAAGAGUCAAAUGAGCCUUUGUCUACUGUUAAGAAAAAGAAGAAGAAAAAGAGGACAAAGGUUAAAUCUGAAAUUCCACAGAAAGGACAAACACCAGAUGACAACAUUGAUUUAUUGCUGGAAAACCUGGACCAGUCCAACGGUUUGACUGUGCAAAAUGAUUGCGGCGGCUGUGACAGAAAACCUGUGUUACAUGUGGAGCACAGGAAUUUGAACCCAGAGACGGAGCUAAAGAAAUAUUUUGGGAGUCGAGCUGUUUUGGGGGAUCAGAGACCACGUCAACGCAAUAGACAGUUUCAUCGGAACACGUGGAUGACGAGCCCCAAGGAAAGUUGGCCCAGAUUCAGCCGCCCAGGAAUCUCAAUGACCUUACUUGAGUCAAAAGAUGGUGUUCAGUACUUCACCUUUGAGCACAGCCGCGACUACCAGCAAGUACAGUUCAAGUUCCUGGAUGCUGUCGAGUCCAUGGAUCCAAACAACAUUGUGGCUCUGCUACAGCUGAAUCCCUACCACAUUGAUUCUUUGCUACAACUUUCUGAUGUCUGUCGAAUACAAGAGGAUCAGGAGAUGGCCCGGGAUCUUAUUGAGAGGGCUCUGUACAGCUUUGAGUGUGCGUUUCAUCCUCUAUUUAGUCUGACCUCAGGGACCUGCAGGCUGGAUUAUCUCAGACCAGAAAACAGGGCAUUUUAUCUCGCUCUUUUCAAACACAUGAUGUUCCUUGAGAAGAGAGGAUGUCCCCGGACAGCUUUGGAGUACUGCAAAUUGAUCCUGAGUUUGGACCCAGACUCUGACCCACUUUGCAUGCUCCUGGUCAUUGAUUUCCUGAUGCUACGUUCCAGAGAGUACGACGCUCUCCUUCAGCUUUAUGAGGACUGGGAGGAGCACAGAAAUCUGUCCCAGCUGCCGAACUUUGCAUUCUCCACCGCCCUCUGCUAUUUCCAUCUCAGUCAGGAUGACGAAAUCAAGCCUGAAGAAAGAGAUCAAGCAAGACACAAAGCUGACCAAAUGCUAGAGGAUGCGCUCAUCAUGUUUCCUGCAGUCUUAAUGCCUUUACUGGAUCUAUGCACUGUGCAGCCAGAUGCUACGGUCACCUCACAUGCGUUCUUUGGCCCAAGCAGUCAGAUUGGACAGCUGCCAGCCUUGGCCCAACUGACCGCUCUGUAUGUGGGGAGGAUGCACGGCCUUUGGAGGGAAGCAGCAGUUAUGCUUUGGUUGGAAGAGAAUGUCAAGGAGGUGCUGCGUCGAAUUGAUGCAAAGGACCCGCUGGUGGAGGACUGCCAGAACAAGAGAAAGCAGAGAUAUCAGAGUGCUCCACGGAACAUCCAUCGCCACGUUCUGCUGUCUGAGGUCAAAGAAGCCAUGUCCAGUCUGCCUCUGGAGGUGACGACUCAGGCCAUGAUGGGAUUUGACCCCCUCCCGCCAAUGGAAUCAGUGAUCUCCUACACCAGACCAGCAAGGCAGCGUGUUGGAGCAACCAAUGAGAGCACACUGUCGCUGUUUUUCCGUUCCUUAUUGCCAAACUUCAACCUUCAGGGUGGACCAAGGCAGGAGGAGGGUGACAUGGAGGUGGCUCGAGCCGGACAAGAGCUAAACCAGGAAGUGAAUCGCCUCAUGGUGGCAAUGAGGGACAUGCUGGCAAACAUCAGGUUUCAAGAGCCGCCACGAGAGGACCAUCCUUUUAGAGAUGAGGAAGAGUGGGACUGAGCGGGAACAAAUUUGAAACUGAGAUAAAUAUGAACAAAAUAUCUGUGAUGACAUUAAAUUACUGGCAAAUGAGAUCCUUCAAAAAGAGGUUCCUCUGUUUUUUUUUUCGGCUUGAACAUCCAUUCAAAUUUGAUUACAGGUAAGUAUCAACCUUACUCCUAAACUUCUUGUUUUGUUAUGAUUUAUUCACGUUUUGGAUAAUCUCUUCAUAACCCUUGACUGAAGGUGUUAUGCCAUGAUCGCGCAUUUUGGGCUGGAUUGCGUUGUCUUCAACCGUAUGUUUUUUAUUUUAUUUUACGGCGCCUGGGUUUGCUCACUUUCUGUCGCAGUGUACUCCCCUUUCUGGACUUCUGACAUCCCCGCCGCCUGUAAACUGGGUACGAGUGUGUAAGCAGCAAAGAGGCAUCAUUGAUUGAAUUCUGAGGCUGGCUGGAAAUGUUCCUGACACUUGCGAAUGUCAUUGAAAUUCAUGAGAAAAAUAGUGCACACUUUAAAUAUGAAAGUACCUUUGGUAGCGGAUGUGUCGUUAGACUGUCGAAAUGUGCACAUCCUACGUUUUGAAGGAACCUUUAUUUUUUGGUAUGAAAUAAAUCCACUAAAAGUAA
Molecule: messenger RNA, 2777 nt
Organism: Hippocampus zosterae (dwarf seahorse)
Lineage: Eukaryota; Metazoa; Chordata; Actinopteri; Syngnathiformes; Syngnathidae
Gene: tcf25
Product: transcription factor 25 (basic helix-loop-helix)
Exons: 18
Coding region: 145-2172 (675 amino acids)
Cellular component (GO): RQC complex
Molecular function (GO): protein binding
Source: RefSeq, a predicted model, not a curated record